AUGCAGGAAUCCUCGGCGUUCAAAGUCAUCAUUGUUGGUGCCGGCGUCACGGGUCUCACGCUUGCCCAUUGCCUAGCUAAAGCUGGCAUCGACUUUGUCCUCUUGGACAAAGGUGUGGUGGCGCCGAGUUUCGGAACCACCAUCACCCUGCAGCCUCAUGGUUGCCGAAUCUUACACCAAUUAGGUUGUCUGGACGGUGUCCUGGCCAAGUGCGAUACGAUGGGCGGUGCGCAUUGUCGCGAUCCCACCGGCAAGAUCUUUGCCUCCAACGACUUCUUUGGUGUCAUAAGAAAGUUCGCGGGCUACGAUACUAGGACACUCGACCGCCAAGUAUUCCUGCGUCAGCUAUACGAGCUACUGCCCGAUAAGUCUCAAGUCUACGAAAAGGCCCGGGUUGAGCAGAUUGUAAAGGAGAACUCGGUAGCCCGUGUCAUUCUAGCUGAUGGUCGUGAGUUCGUUGGUGAUGUAGUAGUUGGUUCUGAUGGCGUCCAUUCCAAGGUCCGUGAGAUCAUGUGGGACAAAGCCGACGCUCUUUAUCCUGGUAUGAUCACAGUUGAUGAGAAGAGAGCUAUGGUCACUCAAUACAAUGCCAUUGUCAUGGCAAGCUCACCAGUCCCCGGUAUUGGUGUUCACGACAUGGAAAUCACCUCUAAUGACAAGUACUCCUUUCUCCUCCUCUGCCAGCCAGACUGGAUUUCUAUCAUUGUGCACAGCAAGCUUCCCGAAGACCAGCAGUGUACGUGGCCCACGCGCCGACGUUAUACUGAGGCCGAUAUGCAGGCGCUUGUGAGUAAAAUAUCUCAGCGUCCUGUCACAGAUUCAAUCGUAUCUGGGGAACCGCGGAAGCGACGUCUGAAAGCACAAAUGAUAUCGCUUGAAGAGGGGAUUCUGGAGCAUUGGACUUUCGGCCGAAUCAUUCUGGCUAGGGACGCUGUUCACAAGGUCACCCCCAACUCGCCCCUUGGGUGA
Messenger RNA from Fusarium mangiferae, 969 nucleotides. RefSeq lists its product as uncharacterized. The transcript is spliced from 4 exons. The record is from RefSeq and is a predicted model, not a curated record. Lineage: Eukaryota; Fungi; Ascomycota; Sordariomycetes; Hypocreales; Nectriaceae. Gene Ontology annotation, molecular function: FAD binding. The coding region runs from base 1 to 969 and encodes 322 amino acids.